This is a messenger RNA of Dovyalis caffra, 363 nucleotides long. The record is from the annotation of a GenBank genome assembly. Lineage: Eukaryota; Viridiplantae; Streptophyta; Magnoliopsida; Malpighiales; Salicaceae.
AUGAUGUGCUCACAACUCUACCUCUGUAGAGUCGGCAGGCCUGUUGGUCAAGAAAAGUCAGAAAUUUCUCAUCAGGAGUUCGAGGUUCUACCUCUCAACUUCCCAAAGCAACAAGCUACAGGCCAAGUUGCGUCUGCACAAGGACAAUCUGGUGAUUAUGAGAGUGUGGCGGAACCAUACAGAAGUGAAACUGCCAUUGAAGAGCACUUUCGUCCGCAAAAAGAUUUGGCUUCAAACGCAUUCACAAUGUGGCAUACUCUUUCUGAGCUUUUGCAUCCUGAAAACACUGUUGCUGAAUCCAUUCAUGUAAUUAAAUUAAGAUCCAGUGUUCAGGAGAUUUCAUCAAUGUGCAAGGAUCUCUGA